GACUGAGUUAUUGAUUAUUCAAUCGGGAAGAAUCGCUCGCCACGUACCGUGAAAAACUUGACUCUUGAAAAUGAGUUUGGCCUUUGGCCGUCCAGUCAUUUAGUGGCGAGAUUUAGUCAGGGGUGGACCUGCUCCAGUCCAAAUUCCAAAGUUCAAGUUCAAAGUGAGUGAGACAAUGCCUAUCACAACGCCCAAGGUCCCGGAAGGGCUUCCGGAGCUGAUGAAAGGGUUGGCCAAGAGUGUCAUCAAGGAAAAUCCGGAAAAUAUCUACGUCCACGCGGCGGAGUAUUUCGAGAAUCUGAUUCGUGAGCGGGAUGGCGAUCUGGACCGAGGUUACAGGAACUUUAGUGCGUAUAAAGUGUAUGCGGAUUAUAAGGAGAAGUGUCGUGGGAGGGGUGAAUGUCUAAGUGCGGGAAGUGGCGGAGAUGUUCCGAGUUCUGCCGGAGCGAUGGCCGUUCGUGGCAAAAUGGCCAGCGAUGGGGACGAUGAUAGUGGUGGGAGUGCUUCGGCGACUCGCGGUCGUCGCAAGAAACGGGUGAGGAAGCAGGGAUCGAAGGAGUCUAAUAGAUCUUUGGAGAAGCAAGACUCGGUUGGAUCGACAACGGAAGGUGUGAACGGUGAAGAGGAUGAAAAGAAGCCUAGUAGUGCGAACAGUUCUCUGAAGGGGGAUUUGGGGGCCAUCAAGGAGGAUUCUCCGGAUAUAGAGCAGGCAAUGGUGAAAGUGGAAGCUCAUCUGGAAGACCAAGCACCGAGGAAAAGAUCCAUCAACAAAUCUGUGAGCGUGGAUUCGGCAGCUGCGGUAAGCGCAGUGAGCAGUGUGCUGCAAGAUGCUGUUGAAGACGCGGAUGAUGCUGAUAGGGAAACCGGGGAAGCGAUUGAAACGCAAGUGGAAGCAGAUUUGGCAGAAGAGUUAGGGCAUCCCAUCAAUUGCGAAGAUGUGGACUCGUACCCGCCAGACGAGGACGGGAAUGGUGAGGAUUACGGAAGUGCCCCGAGUACGGCGGAGGUUGGUGGGGAAGUUUUGGGCGAGGCAGAUAUGUUGGUGGAUGAUGCACCUCCGACUGAAGUCGCUGAUAAUGUGGAGAAAAAAUCAGAUGAAGUGGACCUAUCUGUGAACGGCGUGGAGGAAAAAACUGAAGAACCCGUCAUGAACGGAUCAGUGGAAGUGAAAUCUGGGAGCCCAGUUAAAGGUUCGAUUGAAAAGCAAGAUUCUGGUGAGGCACAAAGUGAAGGAAUUGACACGGUAGAUGAACCAGUGCCCGUGGUAGAAGAGGUUGAAGAAUCGGUUCCAAACCUGCCGGACGUUCCAACGGAAGAGCCGAGUGCCGAAAUUGAGGAAGCCGACACCGAGGCGGAAGCAGCACAAGUGGAGCCUAACGUUGAAGAACCAAACGACGAGGAGAAACUGGUCGACAAAGCACAGGAAGAGACAAUAGAAGAUGCAAAUGUGAUAGAAACUUCGAAGGAAUCGUCUGUCGAUAAAUUGGAUGAAGCUUCUGUUGCAGACGAAGCAACUAAAGAAGAAACCGCAAAGGAAGACGUGGCUGAACAAGAAUCGCCAUCCGAUAAAACUGAUGCGGCAGAAGAAGCUUCCCAGAAAGAAGAAGGUUCAGAACCAUCGCCAACAGUUGAAUCGGAAUCAAAGGAUAAUGGAAGUGAAGCCGCUGAAACGUCACCAAAGCAAGCUAUAAGUGUGGAAGAGAAUGCAAAUACUCCAUCGAAUGCAGAUAAUGAGGAAAAUCCUUCAAAGGAAGACGACCAGAUCAUUGCUUCGAAAGAAGGAUUAGAGGAAAAAUCUGAAGAACCAUCUCCGGUAUCAGGUGAAGACCCAGUUGUUGGUGAAUCACAGGAAGAACCGGUCGGAAACGAGGAGUCGAACAAUGAAACACAAUCUUUGGAAGGAGAUCAAUCGGAUGCAAAACUAGAAACCGAAAACGGAAACGUGUCUGGUGAGCUAGUAGAGAAUCCUCCUGAAAACUCGGAAUCGAAUGAGAAUGUAUCAAACGAAAAGGAGGAUUCCACGGUUGAAAAUCCAAGUGAGACCAAGGAAUCUAACGGAAAUCCGGAUGAAGCUUCACCGAUCAAAUCAAACUCUAUGGAACAAAACGAUGAGCAAUCAGCGCCAGAAGAUGUCCCACCAGUAUCUAACGAACCAGAGACGGAUGUUCAACCAGAAGACGCUGUUCAGAAGAAUUUUACCGGAUCUGACUCUGAAGUGCAACCCAAUGGUUCAACUCAGGCAUCCAAGGAGCCUUCGGUAGAACAAUCGGAAUCCGAGAAAAACGCGAGCUUAGAUGAACCAAAAUCGAGUGGCUCUCCCAAGGCAUCCAAGGAGCCGUCGCUCGACAAACCGGAGCCUGAAGUGAACGCGGAUUCGGAUCAAGUAAAAUCAAGUGCUUCAGCCAAGGCAUCAAAAGAAGCGUCGCUUGACGAACCGGAAGCCGAGCAGAACGCAAGCUUGGAUGAACCAAAAUCCAGUGGUUCACUCAAAGCAUCCAAGGAGCCAUCGCUUGAAGUACCCGAAUCUGAAGUGAAUGUGGAUUCAGAGCAACCCAAAUCAAGCGCUUCAGCCAAGGCAUCCAAGGAGCCUUCGCUGGACGAACCGGAACCCGAGAUCAACGGAGAACUGGAUCAACCAAAAUCUAGUGGUUCGGCCAAAUCAUCCAAGGAGCCAUCGCUGGACAAACCGGAUCCGGAGAAGGACGAGCCAAAAUCGAGUGGUUCUGCCAAGGCAUCGAAGGAGCCAUCGUUAGAGCAAGGUGGUUCAGCCGAGGCAUCCAGAGAACCCUCACUGGACAAAUCGGAGUCCGAGUUGAAUCAGAGCUUGGAUCGGUCGAACGGCGAUCAGUCGAAAGAGUCCUCCGCUAAGGAAUCGGCAGGAGAGUCUGGUUCUGCGGAGGAAGCCACUGGACGUGAUGAAGGUGGGUCGCCUGCAGAUGGCGGUGAAGUUUCCAUCAGCAGCCGGAUGGGAGAUGUCGAACAAGAAUUGGAAUCUGUGAGUAAGGAUGCAGAAGUCGAAGGUCAUUUGGAGGAGGAUGCAGCGGCUGAAGAACCUUCGGCUCCACCAAUGCAAGAAUCAGGGGAAUCUAAAGCUGAAGACGAUGUUGCGAAGGGAGACGGUAGCAUGGAAGCUGAAACGAAACAAGAUUCCGAAGAAGUUGACGAAUCGAAGAAAGAGGUUGUGGAAGAACCAUGCAUCCAGCGACAAGUUUCCCCAUCAACAUCGAAAAUUCCGAGCAAGCAACCCAGCGUAGAGCUGGAAGACAUCAAAAAAGUCGAUCUGACUUCACUUAACAAAGACUCUGCGGAAGCUUUGUUCUACACGUUGAAGAAGUCGGAACUGGAGAAUCAAGCGACAAAACCUGAAGCGGAAGUUGAGCAAAACGAGGAAGAGAAAGAUGACGAUGCUGACGUGGUGGUAACUGAGGAACCACCGCCUCCGGUAAGCCGUCAAUCAACCAAGCGUAGCUUUACCGAUGAUUUUUUAGAGAAUAGCCCCAUCACUGAGGAAGCCAGCAAAUCUGCUGAAGGUGAUGGGGUUGCGGACAACAAGGGUGCCGAUGAAGACGAGAACCAGGUGUUUAAUCCAAUGCUUGCAGCCAGUGUUCGGAACAAGCAACUACAAGAUCAGCUGCACAGCAGGUAUUCACAGGAUGAUAUGAGCAAACUCCAAAGAUCUCCGCGCAAAGCGGCGAUGCACAGAAGUAUGACAGAGCGUGUGGACUUGGCCAAGCAGAGUACGAACUAUGUAGAUUUGCGGAAAUACGAUCCGGAUUACGUGGAAGAAGAGGAUCAGUUCGACGGGUAUUACAUUGGUAAUUUAAGGAAUAAAAUUUUAGCUAGUUCGGUUUCGGUGGCUGAUUCGGAUUAUUACGACCCGGAGCAGGUCGAAGGAUCCUUAGACGAUAACAAUGUGCAAACGGCAUUGCAGACCAUUGCCUCGACGGACACCGAGUCUACGCUGCCUUCGCAGAUCACCGUUCAGGCGAACAAGGGUUUCUUGAAACGGGGCUCGCAAAACACUUCCUCGAACAUUCCGUAUUCGUCGUUCGGUAACAACGCGAUCAACCAAUCGUUGGAUGAUUUCAUAGAGCGCGAAGAGCAGAUGAAGGAAGCGGCGGAAGCGCAAGCAGCGUCAACGAUUCAGCGUUCGUACAGACGAUUUCGUACGAACAAAAAGAAACUGCUGAGAGACUACCACAGCACGAUGCAGACCUUCACGGAGGAUCAGUCGACGGAGAGUCUCGAGGACUACCCCAGCAGUGUGAUCCAGAUCAAGUUGGACCGAAAGCAACAGGAAGAAAGCGACAAUUCCUUUGAGGACGCCCGUAGCGAAAACCGUCGACGGCCGAUGUACAGUUUGAACAUCGAUGAGUACGAUACGGCGGCUCGGCGAAUGACGUUGACCCGAGGCGUGGCGAUGCAGCGAAACUCCACUCCCGAAGAGGACUCCGGCAAGUCGGACGAGAAGAAAUCCGCUAGUGAUCCAGCCUCAACUCUGACCAUUACGGAGGAAAGCCCCAGAACCUCGAGCGAUUUGUCGUCGGAGGAGAAGAAGAGCAGCACCAGCAGCGACGAGAAGGAGAACAAGGACAACAGCUCGUCCAAAUCAAGUGGAGGUAAGACCUCGGCGGAGGAGUCAGCUGUAGCAGCGACCGCUCAGAACGAUGGAAGGAAAAGUGCCUCGCUGGACGUCCAGAAACUGUUCAUCGCCCGUCAGCGCACGAUGCCGGUACAGAUCGAGACGACGGUGAUGCGGGCUCAACCGAAGCAUCUGCGGAAGCGAAUCAAGAGCGCCGGCAUGAUCAGAAAGUAGGCUGUGCGGUCGCGCUGCGGGAUUGGUUUAGUAACUGCAGUAGCGUAAUUUUCUAGAAUACUCAAAAGUUUGUUGUGACGUAUUUGAAUGACACUCAAAUAAAUUUGGCAAUA
Aedes aegypti (yellow fever mosquito) is the source of this 4929-nucleotide messenger RNA. RefSeq lists its product as uncharacterized. The record is from RefSeq and is a predicted model, not a curated record. Lineage: Eukaryota; Metazoa; Arthropoda; Insecta; Diptera; Culicidae. The transcript has 2 exons. Bases 176 to 4816 code for a protein of 1546 amino acids.